Molecule: messenger RNA, 2403 nt
Organism: Linum tenue
Lineage: Eukaryota; Viridiplantae; Streptophyta; Magnoliopsida; Malpighiales; Linaceae
Source: the annotation of a GenBank genome assembly
AUGGUGAGUCAUGCUAACAAGAAAUUCCCAUCUGCUGGUGGGGAAAAUUGAAAACCUUUGUAAAAGAAAAAAAAUCCAGAAUCAUACCAAAAAGCUGUACCAGGCUGCGGUUUACGGCUUCCAAAUUUUCUAAAGGAAUAUACUCCAAAAACACACUCUAAUAUCCAGAUACCCAGAGCUCCAUCUGUCAAUCAGUUUUUCAAAACUUAAAUUAUAACUUCACUGCCAACGACCAAUCCCUCAUGCAAAUCAAGGAACAAUAAUACAACUAUAGCUGAAACAAAGUAAUGGUGGUUCGUUUUCUUGCUUCACCCACCGCCAUCGUCCCACGUUGCCUCCAUUCUUCUCCCACUUUCAGGUACUCCUACGAGGCUACGACUGAUCCCUUUUGUUAAAUUGGCUAAAAGGUUUCUAUUUUGGAUUACUUUUCUUUCUUUAAUUGAUGGGUUUCCGUCACUGUGUACUCUUUCUUCACACUGUUUGAUAAUGUUUUCAGUUUUCCAAAAGCUCGAUUUGUGUUGUUGCGCCGGGAUUGUUGACAAUCUAAGUUCACGCAUUCCCCAUCGCCUAACAACAACUCGCGUUGGACUUAAUUGCUUGAAUGCUUCUUCGUUUUGUCCUUCUCCAAUUGAUUUUUUGUUCCUCAGCUGCAGUUUGGGAAAAUUUUACUCUGAGGAAUAGGGGCUUUUGGAUCUUUCAGGGAAUUGGGCAGAUCAAAUUUUACGAAUUCGGAAAUGGGUAGUGAGUAUUUGGACCCGAAUGUUGUCAAGUUGGCAAAUUUCCGGGUGUGCAAGGUUUCCAGUUACACGACUGAGUUGCUAGAGAUUCAAGCUGAUAACCCAACAGUGCAUGUCCUCUUUGUCCCUGGAAAUCCAGGUGUUGUUUCAUUUUACAAGGAAUUCGUGGAAUCUCUGUAUGGUUCACUCGGAGGGACUGCAUCUAUUACAGCAAUUGGGCACAUUGCUCAUACAAAAAAGGUGCGUAACCAUAUAUACAGUGUUUGCUUUCCUUGGCAUGGAAAUGUUCACUUCCAGUAUUUGUUGCCAACCAAGAUUCAAGAUGUUGGCUAGUGCAAGUGCUUAUAGUUCACAGAUCGGUUUCUGUUGUACCCACAGGAGCAUAAAAUUAGAGUUGGCCUUUAAUUUCUUCAUUAAUUGACUGGACAUCCUGCUCAAUGAUACCAGACAAUUGGUUUUUGGUAUGUUCCCUGUGUGGUAUUAUGGCGACAGGCUCUGAAGUUUCUAUGUAUUUUCAGAACUGGGAGCAGGGGCAGUUGUUCUCCUUACAGCAGCAAAUUAAUCAUAAGGUGGACUUCCUUAGCCAGGAACUGCAAGAAACUAAAGUUCCCAUUGUUUUGGUUGGACACUCUAUUGGUGCCUACAUAACAAUGGAAAUGUUGAAGAGAAAGGGAGAUCAGGUGAUAUAUUUCAUAGGGUUAUACCCCUUCAUAAUGGUAAAUCCUCAAUCAAAGAAGCAGGCCAAUAUUGCAAAAGUCUCGAGAUCAUCCAUCCUGAGUUGCCUGAUGAGUUUGAUGGUAGCAUCAAUUGGACUGCUGCCUAAGUGGCUUUCCCAGUACAUAGUGGUACAAUAUAUUGGUAACAGUUCGUGGUCUACUUCAGCUGUCGAGACUGCUCGUGGUCAUUUGCUGAAGUACCAUUUGUUCAGGAACAUGCUUUACAUGGCAAUGACAGAGUUCAAGGAGUUUUCACAUGCACCAGACUGGGAGUUCAUGAAAAAGAAUCAACGUAAAAUGACAUUCCUGUUUGGUGAUGAUGACCACUGGGGGCCUUUGCAAGUCUAUGAGGAGAUUGCAAAGCAGGUCCCUGACAUGGCCUUAAUGAUAGAAAGGGAAGGCCUUUCCCAUAGCUUCUGUUGCACUGAAGCGGGCUCUAUCUGGGUUGCCAGGCAUGUAUCAAGCUUAAUAAAGAUUCAAACUUCAAGCUCAGCUUCUGCAGCAGAUGAUGGGAAGCUCUCUCAGAUCGCUUAGGAGCUGGUUAUCGUACGAUAAUCCUUACAAGUAUUGGACAGAGAAAGUAGCAAAAAAUGAUCAAGGGACAAGGAACCACCAUUCUUUCAGUAAUAGUUGGUGUACUUAUUUGUAUAUCUUAAGCUGCUUUCUUUUCUAUUGUUGUUUGAUGUGUGUAAUUGUGAUAGUGUGAACUUUCUAAGAGGCAAUAGAGGGGGAAAUGGUAAAUGGCAAAACAGUUGCUCAGAUCCCCUAAUUGACAACAUAUGUUAUAUGUACACUUCUUGCCUAGUGCAGUGAACCAAUGGUAAAUGACAAAAAGCAUCAGUGGAUGGAUGAACUCCACUGGUACGAACUUGUGUGGUUAGAUGGGAUAAGAAAAUGAACGAAGGGAUUGGAUAGUGGUAUUCUAAACAAAAUAAACUUUGUCCUUGUUU